This is a messenger RNA of Syngnathoides biaculeatus (alligator pipefish), 2862 nucleotides long. RefSeq names its product progestin and adipoQ receptor family member VIII (gene paqr8). The record is from RefSeq and is a predicted model, not a curated record. NCBI's taxonomy places the organism in Eukaryota, Metazoa, Chordata, Actinopteri, Syngnathiformes, Syngnathidae. Bases 242 to 1318 code for a protein of 358 amino acids. The transcript has 2 exons. Gene Ontology annotation, cellular component: plasma membrane. Gene Ontology annotation, biological process: response to steroid hormone. Gene Ontology annotation, molecular function: nuclear steroid receptor activity; steroid binding.
GUUCCUGGCCACUUGAGCACCGCCCACAAACUUCCACCUCAGCUGUGCUGUUACCCAUGUUCCUUCCCUUCCCCUGACAGAUAAAACCUCCACAUCAUGUCAUCUCGUUUUCAGGCUGCGGCGAGCAACAGAAGUUCAUACUUGUGUUGCCACUUCUUCCUGCUCCACAGGGGGGCAAACGGGUUUCGACGACACACAGUGUUGCCCCCAUUGUGCAGUCUUCCAUCGGUCCAACCCAAAGAUGUCAGGAGACUUUCUACAGCGACUUUGCAGCUUCAUUCCAAGUGCAAAGCAUGUCGGCCAACUCCCCCGACUUUCCAGCCUGGUUUCUUCCUCCCUGCCUCUGCCCAGCCCCACUGUCCAUUCCUCCCAAGUCCCCAGCUUGUUUCGGGAACCGUACAUCUUGUCUGGGUACCGUCCUAUCCAUCAGAAGUGGCACUGUUACCUCUUCAGCCUCUUCCAGAGACACAACGAAUCGCUCAAUGUGUGGACUCAUUUGCUGGCGGCUCUCGUGCUUAUACGCCACUGGUGGGCUAACAUAAGUACCCUGGGGUACACCUUUACUUCAGCCUUUCUGCCCUUAUGCCUCUUUUUUGUGUCUUCGCUCACAUAUUUGUUCCUCAGUGCGGCAGCUCACCUCUUUCAGUCUCACUCCGAGUAUGCACACUAUUUCUUCUUCUUCAUGGACUAUGUGGGUGUGGCUGUUUAUCAGUAUGGAUGUUCUCUUGGACAUUAUUUUUACACAUCUGUGCCAGAGUGGAGAGACAGCUGCUUCGGCUCUCUUUUCCUCCCCAGCGCUGCGUUUUUGGGGUGGUUUUCCUGCGCUGGUUGCUGUUUCGCUAAAUCCAGAUAUCAGCGGCCGUAUCCCGUGGGUCGUAAAAUCUGUCAGCUGAUCCCAACCACUCUUGCAUUCGUGCUGGACAUCAGUCCUGUGAUUCACCGGCUUUCAACUUCGACCUGGUUGGAGGAGCCCUCACUGCCUUUCCAUGCCCUCCAGAUCACCUCUUUCCUUUUGAGCGCCGUCUUCUUCUCUUGCCCCAUACCUGAGCGCUUCUUCCCAGGCCGCUGUGACUUUCUGGGCCAAGGUCAUCAGAUAUUUCAUGUGUUUUUGUCCUUGUGCACACUAUUUCAACUUGAGGCGCUCUUCCAGGACUAUGUCAGGCAGAGGGAUACCGUAGUGGAAACAUUUGGAGAUAGACAGCUGUGGUGUGCCUGUAUAUCCUUCCCUGUCCUGUUCCUGUGUUGCAUUUUGACGGCACUUGUAACAAUGAGGCACAAACAGGAACAACUCCAGGGUCAAAAAGACAGAAACAAUUAAGAAAUGUCUGUAUAACUAGUCAGUAAACAAAUAUGAAAACCAGCAAUGAAAUGCUAAAUAAAUGCAAAGUAUUACUACAGAGUUCCAGGCAUGUCAAUGUAAAUUUAAUCUAUACAAAAUGUUUCAUGCAAGAAAUAUUUGGCACAUUGCAUUGCAGAGUUGCAGAAGACUUGCGAAAGUUUUCCUCAAUGAAUCAUUGUUAGUACUGCUGUAGGAAUCUCCGCUGACUGAGCUAAAAGUAAAACUUAGUGAGUUUGUUGCUGUGUAAAACCAACGGCCAUAUUUUUGAUGAAUUUUAAAGAAUCCAUUUAAUCAAUAUCCACUCAAAAAUUUUGGACUGUGAAAAACUGUGGAGAGCCACACCAACAUGUUAACCUCAGUUGUGUUCGAUUAUUGCUUUGUCUUUCAGUCAUUACAACACAGCAAAAUAGUGGUUAGCGCAGCCGCUUCACAGAUCUGAGGAUACAGGUACAAAUCUGGCCUGCGGCCUUCUUGUGUAGAGUUUGCAUUCUCUUGAUGUACUUACGGGGGUUUUCUUUAGGUGCUCUUGUUUCUUCCCACAUUCCGAAAACAUGCAUGAUAGGUUCAUCUUUGAUUUAAAAUAAAAUAAAAAAAUGAAAAGUUAAUAAAAAAUAAGCCUAGUUCUUUUGUUACUUCAUUAUAACUUCAAAAAGGCCGUUCAGAGACCACUGGAACAACCGGAUGUGGCUCGCGAGCCAUAUAAUGUUCAGGUCUGAUUUGAGCAUCCUCUCGAUUUAGUGUUGUAGGCAUGCACGCUACACUUUCCUCAACAGAUUCAGUUACAAGGCAAGAUGCCAGAGAACAAUGCUUUCAUACAAUUGAAAAAAACGACCAAAGCUAAUUAUUUCUACCCCCGAUGCAUGGACUCCAAAAUGGUUAAUCAUGUGUUCUCCACUGCAAUUGAUUAUCUUGGUAAUAAGUGCUGUUUGUUGUACUGUGUCAAGUUGUAGAUAAAAGUUCAAACUCUAGUCAGAAGCAUUUCAAUCUGGAAUACUGGUGAACCCUGUAAUAGUUUUGAAACACAAUAUUUGCUAUAGGAAACCUAAUGAAUACCUCUAUUGCAAAGUCAUACCACAGUAUCAUCAUCAACUUACAAGAAUAUAUUCUGUUUAAUGCUACAAUAUAGUUUAUUUGCUGUUAUGUAGUUUUUGUCAGUUGUUUUUUUUUUUUUUCUCAGCAUCACGAGUACCUUAUUGUAGUGACCACAGACAAAAAGCUAACAUGCUUGAGUGUUUAUCUUUUAGAUUGUGGUUUCCCAACAAGAGUACAACACAAUUUUAUUUUAAUGAACUAGGUAACAACUAAAAUGAUUCCCAUCUGUCUUCUACCAUUUCUAAAAGAGGACCUGUCUACCUGUAAUGAUUGCUUAUACUAUGACGAAUGUAUUUUUUUUUUCAACUCAACCAGAACCUUAGUUUCAUUGUGUGUGUCAGAUCAUGCACAUUUUAUAUCAAUGUUCUGCGCAAAUUCCUACUACCCAAGGUUAACACUUGUCUUAUUAAAAUACAAUUUGGCAAAAUUUG